Messenger RNA from Besnoitia besnoiti, 4749 nucleotides. RefSeq names its product acid phosphatase. The transcript is spliced from 3 exons. Lineage: Eukaryota; Apicomplexa; Conoidasida; Eucoccidiorida; Sarcocystidae. The coding region runs from base 1 to 4749 and encodes 1582 amino acids. The record is from RefSeq and is a predicted model, not a curated record. Gene Ontology annotation, molecular function: acid phosphatase activity; ferrous iron binding; ferric iron binding.
AUGGCGGCGAAGCGAGGCUUUCACCUCGCCAGAGGUGUCCGUAGCCCUUGUCUCGCCCUUGCGCUGGCGCUGGCUUUUAUCUCAUGUAUCUUGUCUCCUUCCUCAAUUGAUUUCCUCUUCCCGAUUUCCAGCCAUGGGCGGUUUCUCGCUUUCGCCGACGCCGCGGAUGGCUCGCCGCAGCUGAAGCGCACCGGUCCAAUCUCUCGUCGCCUGGACGGGCUCAUCACGAAGUCCGUCAAGCGCUUGCUGACCUGGCACCCUGUCGAGCGCCGGGUGCCCUCAAUAAAUAUGGAUAACGUCGUCUUCAUCGCAGGCAAUCAUAGGGCGAACUUGUCGGCCGCUGUGGAUGUGACUCUGGAGGAUGUCCUCAUUCUCUUCUUCCGCUGGUUCCACGACUCCAAAUCGACGGCCUGGCCUGCGCAGGGCCUCAUCACGAUGGAGGCGCUCAAGCGGGAGCACAAGAGCUACGGCAACCAGAUGGUCAAAGAGUACACUAAGAAGCAGGAGGAGCCCGAACAAGACGAGGAAAAGAAGAACGCGAAACUGCUGCCGAUCCAGGUCUACGCGCAGCUGGGCGUGUGCCAGCGUCGUUUUCGGGAGUGGUUUUUCGAUGGCAACACGUUCCAUCGACGCGGCGGAGAAGCGUUCAACAUUUCUGACGAGCUCACCGAAAAGGAUGUAGACUUCAUGCGCGGUCUUCCCUACAGCGUCAUCCGCCUGGCCCAAGGUGUAUUCGCUGAACAGACGCCCGCGUCCGUCAAGCGUCUGGAGCAUGAGCUGUCGGUUCGCGGGGUCACCACGCUGGAGCAGCUUCUCUCGCGCACAAACUUCUUUGAUCUGUUUGUCCUCUUUGACCUCUUAGACGAGACCUUUACGCAGAUCGACGUUCUUCGGGAGUUCCACAGGAACUGGGAGAAAUACCGGAGCCGCAAGUACUUGCCGCCGCAGAUUCCCCUGGGCGAGUGGAAAGAGAAACACACGAUGGAGGAGAUCCUGCUAGACGACCACUACUCCGCAGCAGACUUCCCCAAGUGCACCACGCUCAAGUGUAUUAUGCAGUGGACGUGGAGAAAGACCCCCGAGAGAACCAUCGAAGUCAACGACGUCAACGCUCUCAAGCUCCUCCUCGUCGGCAGUCCCGGCAGGGAGGAGACCUACAGACGCGAAAGCACGCGCAAGCAGUGGUCCUGGCUCAAGCGCGCCGCCAGAAUCAACGAUCUGGAGAACACCGUUCAGGCUCUGAAGGAGUGGCACGAGCGCGAGAAGGCAGACGGUGUCUUAGGCCUCGGCGAUAUGCUCGGCUUGCCUGGACCCACCACAGUCCGCGACGAGCGGUUCCGCAAAAAGUGGUACGACAUUUUUGUGAAGGACGGCGGCCUUGAUCUUCCGUGGCUGAUAACCCUUGGAGACUCGGACGCGGUGCUGAGUCCUUCGUCUCAAGUGCGGUAUCACUACUCAGUCCAGGAAAAGAACUGGCACAUGCCGAACGACUACUACACGGUCACCUUCAAGUUUGGCGCCAACCUGACUCUCGCGAACGGCAUGUACGAGGAGACGACUUUCAACGCCACCAUCCUGAGCAUCAACACCUGGGACCUUUUCGUUGGCACCCCCGUUGCGAACAACAUGCAGUCCUGGUCAAAGAAGCUCUGGUGGCUGAGCGAGCAGCUGUAUCAAGCUACGCAGAAGAACUCGACGUGGCUCAUCGUCAUGGGACACCACCCGCUGCUCUCGACGGGUCCCGCAGGCGAGCAAGGGCGACUGCAGUUCGUCGACGACCUCUACAAGAACAAGGCACCUCGCGGCCUGGAGACGCUCAUGAUCAACAUGCUGUUCAUGCACUACCAGGUUGACGCGUACGUCUCGGGUCACGACAGCUUCAUGGACUUCAACUCCAUCACAGACGUGGACCGGAACGUCACAGUGUCUUUCAUCAGCAGCGGAGCGACAGCGCGACUUCUGGAUGAAGACAUUGGCCGUGGCUGGGUGGGGCGUCUGCGGGGAGCGAUGUACCCGGUUCUGUGUUGGGGCGGCAGGAAGAUCCUCUACCAGCUCCAUCCUGGAGGGUGUCGGCCGCUGCAUAGGGACCAGCAGAGUCCAGAGAAGUUCUUCGUUCAGGCGCAACACGGCAACUACAAGGUGGAUAUUGUCGAACGCGUGACCAAGGCAACCGGCUUCGCGGCGAUGAAGCUGACGAGAGACUACAUGCUUGUCGACUUCAUCGACUCCCGCACAAAGAAGUCUGCCGUCCACAAGGUACACCGCCGCACGAACCGCGAUGGACGAGAUAUCAAGUUCAUGGACCCCUACGCGGAGGGCAAGCUGCGCUACGAGGAGCUGAUGCUCGACCGAGAGGCCUUCGAGUGGGAAAAUGCUGACCUGAUUGAGAAGGAAACCACCUUCGCGCGGAACUGCCCCGUGCUAGCCGAGCGCUUGAGGUUCCUAGUUUCAGAGAUGAACGAUCUGACCAGCAAAUACGAGGACCUCGCUCGGCAAAAGGACUCUUACGAAGUCAUGGAUGACCCGACGCGCGAAGUGAUGGCUGCCCAAGGGACGAACGUCCCGAACAAAAUCUCGCAGAUCUUAUCCGACAUGUAUAUCGUAGCCGCAGACCACUACAAGUUGGAGAAGCGGUACAAGCAAAUCCUCGAAAUUAAGGAAAAAAGUCCCGAAGGCGAAGACCCGCGAUAUAAGAAACUCUUCGAACUGGAAAAACAGUACGUCGAAACACGGAAACUGCGUCGCCGCAUUGAGGCUGCCUUGCAAUCCGAUGACGGCACUGCCGACGCUGAUGACGAACAGAUUCUUGAGAAAGCCAUCCGGAACAUGAAGCUGCUGCGGAAGGACAUUGAUGACCUGGAGCGUGAGAUGGAGAGGUAUCCUGAUUUGGAAAAAAAGAAAGCAGCGGAUGAGAAGAGAGCGAAGAGAGAGAAGGAGGAACACCAGCAGGAACCCAAGAAGUUCCCCGAGCUGAAGCCUCUUGACACAUCUCUUCUUGCACGAAUUCGCCGUAAAGAGAUGCAGCUCCGCCGCCACCACGAGGUGCUCCGUGGGCUCAAACAUUUCCCUGAAUCAGAACUAAAAAAGAUGCGCAGCGAGAUUGGAAUCCUCAAGAAGCAAGAGGCGAGCCUACGGCAGGAACUGAAUCGCCUGCAAAUGCUUCGCAAGAGGGCGCAGAGCCCGAUGCGGCCAUCGGAUGUGUGGGAGAAGUUCCAGGUUAAAGAGGAGUUGGAACGAAGGCUGCGUCAGAUCAGGGCUUAUCAGCGAGAUGUUGCGCAGGCGCCAGCGGCGCGACGCCACGCUCAGACAACAGAAGAAGAAAUGGAGGCGAUUGAAACGCAGCGCGCAGCCACGGAGAAGGAGCUGAUAGAAGUUGUGGAUGAACUUGCUGAUCGUCAAAUGACGCCUCUGCAGAAAGAGUUCAUGCGAAUGGAUGAUGAAUUGAAGACAACCGAGCUGAUCCUCGAGCAGCGCAAGUUGUUGUCUACAGAGGCACUGGCCGUGCCACGUGUUCAGCAAGCGCUGCAACAGGCAGUCACCAAACAGCACACCCUCCAUGUCGAGGUCGACAAGAUCCACGACAUGGUUCGGCAAGAACUCAACGCUCUCGACGACGAGUGGGAGAAAGACAUGCUUGCCAAAGGCUACAAACUGCAGGAGCUGGGCGAAGGCGUCGUCGUCGGCCCCAACGUCGAGCAGCUGUCACCGGGCGACGCGAGUAAAGUCGCAGAUUCGGGCGAACUCGACCGAGCAAAUGAGACGGUAGACAAACUCAAGGAAGCAGAGGAUGCGCUGGCGGUGGUGGACGAGGCCAUCCAAACUGCCAAGACAGCUGACGGAGAAGAGAAGGCAGAGCUGGAGGCGAUGUUUGGACCUGUCGAAGAGCUCCCAGCCAAGCGCGAAGAGGUGGAGGAACAAGUCGACGCGCUCAAAGAGUCCCUGGAGCUCGAAGCCGCGGCUCUGGAGAAGCGAGUACCCUCAAAGGCGAGUAAACAAGACGACGAGCAUACAGAUGCGGGCAGCCAAGAGGACGACUCAUCGCGCAACCUCGAGAGCCCAGAAGGUAGCUCUCCACGCGGACUUCAGGAGAUCUUGGAGCUCUUUAAAGGGAAGCGGGAACCGUCUCCAUACAAGAAGCUAGAGAAGAUCGAUGUAGGGCAGAUGGAUACAUGUGCACAGAUGCCCAUGCUCCAGGCCGCAAUUCAGCGCAGACUGGCACCCCAGAGCGAAGAGGACGCAAAAGACAAGUGUGUCUACCACCUUGCCAAUCAGGCGUAUCGGCAGCAGCUGCGAUACGUACACGAGGGCUCCUUCUUUGCACAGGGCCAGCUCGGAUUGACACCAAACGUUUACAACGAGCCCUCGGUGCAUGUUGCACGCACGUGGAGUGAAUACUUCGGGUACAAACACAUGAACCGGUUCAAGAGCAUCAUGCGAGACCUGAAGAACCAACUGCGCUUUGUGUGUUCCACAUUCAAGCCGUACUCGUUCAAGGAGGCCAUGGAAAUGGAGGUCCGGGAAGCAGAGCGGAGGAGGGAGGAAGAACUCCUCUUGCCGGGCGACCAGGAAAUCGAUGUGAAAGACACCGAUGUUGACAUGGACACACUGACGCCGGAGCCGGAAGCUUUCGGGACAGAGAGUGAAGACAAUGCGAAGGAAGAGGAAGACGACGCACACGAUUCGGAAAUGACACUCCCGGAGGGGGCGGAUAUAUCCAUCGACGAUGUGAGCAUGUCUUUCGAAGAUUAA